Tuber aestivum (summer truffle) is the source of this 1553-nucleotide messenger RNA. Lineage: Eukaryota; Fungi; Ascomycota; Pezizomycetes; Pezizales; Tuberaceae. The record is from the annotation of a GenBank genome assembly.
CCAACACUCCCGACUGUCCUAAGAAAGGAAACUCUUUCCUGUCCAUUUCUCCACCAUCCUACCCUCCAGAGAAGUUCCCUCUCUUGCCCCCGGAUUCCUUCACCAGCAAUCCUUUGCCGAACAAAGUACCCCUUUGGUCUUCAAACUUUCAUAACGACCUCCGACAUCAUGGUGCAGAAGCAAAAGAAUAAUCAGGCGUUAUUGAGCACACCCCUGCAUGGAUUGUACAUUCCGGCGGGAUUGAUCCUCGUAGGCACAGCUAUUAUCGACUAUAACUAUAUUCCUCAUGCUGCGGGUUUGGCUUUGCUUCUUGGUGGAUUGAAGGUCUGGCGAGGAAGUAAGUUUCCCUUUUCACUCCUGUCUACCCGGUCAACUUGGGGAUGGGGAGAGUUCGGCGAAAGGCAACAUCGGCUGAAUCCUUGAACCCGCAGAAGCAAGAACAAUCCUCAAGCCCGAUCAAUUGCAGGACUUUGAGCUCGUCGAGAGGACCGUGAUCUCGCACAAUGUCGCAAUGUAAGUUAAUCGCUUUACCUAUAAAUUUUCAGUCUUUCCAGUCGCUGAAAGGAGCCUCCAGCUACCGUUUCGCCCUCCCCCGAGCAAAUGACAUCCUCGGUCUUCCAAUCGGCCAGCACGUCUCCAUCACCGCUACCAUCGACGGCAAGGAGAUCGCCCGCUCCUAUACCCCUAUCUCUUCUGACCUUGACCGUGGUCACUUCUCCCUUCUCAUCAAGUCUUACCCAACCGGUAACAUCUCAAAGUGCAUCGCCAACCUCAAGAUAGGACAGACCAUCCGCGCGAAGGGACCAAAGGGACACUUUGUCUACACUCCCAAUAUGGUGCGUGCAUUUGGUAUGAUUGCCGGUGGCACUGGUAUCACACCAAUGCUGCAGAUAAUCAAGGCCAUAUUAAGAAAUCCUGAGGACAAAACUCAAGUCGACCUUAUCUUUGCCAAUGUCAAUGUUGAGGAUAUUCUCCUGCAAGAGGACCUAGAUGAGCUAGCAGCGAUUCACGAUAAUUUCAGAGUCCACUACGUUCUCAACAGCCCACCAGAGAAUUGGGCCGGUGGCGUAGGGUUUGUCACAGCGGACAUAAUCAAAGUUUGUCCCUUCCCUUGUUCCGUACAUUUACAAGUGUAGGGCUAACAUAAUAACGAAGGACAAAUGCCCUCCGGCCGCCGCGGACAUCAAAAUGCUCAUUUGCGGUCCCCCGCCCAUGGUCAGCGCCAUGAAGAAGGCUACUAGUGCUCUUGGAUACGAGCCUGCCAAGCCAGUAUCGAAAUUGGAUCACCAAGUAUUCUGCUUUUAAAAUGAAGAUGUAUUUUUUGGGGAGGGGACAAACGGAGUUGUUUCUUUCGUUGUUUGUUUUUUUGAAGGGAAAAUAUACAGUGUAUACUGAUAGAUUUGACGGUUUAAUUUGUUGGCGAUCCUCGAGUAGUUUGUUCUGCAGCUGAUUCAGCUGCUAGGCCGUUUGUCAACUUUGCUAACUGACUUCCCGAUGGUUGUCGCAUCUGCCGAAAGUCAAAGCAGGGGGGUGAGAUGGAAGUCGGCAUAUGA